Messenger RNA from Parascedosporium putredinis, 2136 nucleotides. Lineage: Eukaryota; Fungi; Ascomycota; Sordariomycetes; Microascales; Microascaceae. The record is from the annotation of a GenBank genome assembly.
AUGCCUUCAAGUACUCCCACAGAAGCUGCGUCGGGGCUGAAGCCCGUUCUGAAAUCUUUGGCCGACGACCAGGAAAACAAGACAACUCCUCCUCAUCCCACUUCUGGCCCCUCGACUUCUAAAGCCGUACAAAUCGCCGACCCCGAGCCAGAAGCUACGCAAGCUGACGAAAACCUGAACCGAAAAAGAUUUAAUGCUGGUCUAGGGUCCAAGAGGCUCAGUGGUCGAAUGCCUGUUUCAGCUACCUCCUCCAAGUCCUCCCUCGUCAGCCCGGCGAGCACGGAGGACCCACCGUCUCGGCACGGCGACGGUGCUCAAACCCCUUCCAUUGCACUCUCGUCCUCUUCCGCCACCCUCAACUCCGUAGCCAAUUCAAGUAGCGACGCGACGGCUGGCCCUGCUGCCAUGUCUGCGUCAGCCCCGAAUCUCCUACAGACGGCGUCUCAAGGGCGACAUAAGCUCCAGUCCGCUGAAUUUCUGCUGGCGCGAGUCGGAGAAUGGCUGGAUCGCGAGCGAAAAAGGCUCCGACGGGGCCACACGAAAUCGCUCCAGCUUCAGCGGCUUCAGUCGUCCGACACAGACCAGCUCGAUGUCGAUAUUGUCGUACCUUCAUGUGAGGCCGUGCUCGACAACUCCAAGGCCAUGAGCUACAGUGGUGGGAACGCCAGCACCGAAGAUCUCUCCAGUGCGUCGUCCCUGCGUAAGCGAGAAGCCAAGGGCCGCCAGGCCUGGCUAGUCUUCAAGAACGAGGUUAUUCGGCUCGCGCAUACCCUCAAGCUCAAGGGCUGGAGAUCGGAGUCGGAUCUUGUCGAGGUCAACCCGCCGAGCGGUACUACGACGCCUACCGGGAAGAAGCUCCCCAAGAAACUGCUCCUUCGCAUUUACGGGCCCCACGUCGACCAGCUGAUCGAUCGCGAGUCCGAGCUGGCCGUUCUUCACCGACUUGCCAAGAAAAAGAUUGGGCCCCGGAUGCUGGGUACUUUUACCAACGGCCGAUUCGAAGAGUAUUUCAACGCCUCACCCCUCAACCCGAGGGACCUGCGCGAUCCCGAGACCUCGAAACAGAUUGCGAAACGGAUGCGGGAGCUCCACGACGGUGUAGAGCUCUUAGAAUCGGAGAGGGAGAGCGGCCCGAAUGUUUGGCGGAACUGGGACCGUUGGUUCACCAAUGUCGAGAAGCGCGCAUCUGCUCUCGACGAGCUGCUCUUGUCGGGCGAAGCCACACCUAGCGGCACCAUUGAGGGCUGGAGGAUACGGGGCCAUGCCUGCGGCGUUUCCUGGCCGAAAUUCAGGGAGAUUGUUGGCAAGUACCGGGAGCAUCUUGACAAGUUUUACGGCGAGGGGAACCUGCUGAGAGACCGCCUCACGUUUGCGCAUAACGAUACACAAUAUGGCAACAUCCUCCGAGUCCGACCCGACGACCAGAAAUCGCCGCUUCUCCAGCCUGCCAACAAGCACAAGCAAUUAAUCGUCAUCGAUUUUGAAUACGCGGCCGCCAAUGUCGUAGGCCUCGAGUUUGCCAAUCAUUUCACUGAGUGGUGCUACAACUACCACGAUGCUACUGCCCCCUUUGCCUGCGAUUCGACCAAGUACCCCACGCCGGAGGAGCAACACCGGUUUAUCAAGGCCUAUGUUGACCAUCGGCCUCAGUUCCCGCACGCGGGAUCCACGCCCAGGCUCACUCCACUCGACACGCCCCAGCUGCCGCACACCAACUCGGCGAGCUCUAUCGUGGACUUCAUGCUUGACGCGCGCAACUCCUCGUACAGUAACUGGCGGGACGAGGAGAAGAUGCGGGACGAGGAAAGCGAGGACAGGGUAAAGGAGCUACUCGAUGAAACGAGGUUAUGGAGGGCAGCGAACAGCGCUCAAUGGGUAGCCUGGGGUAUCGUGCAAGCCCAGAUGCCCGGAGCGGCCAAAGAGGAGUCCAAAGAACAGCCCGCGGAAGGCAGUGCUGAGGAUGACGCGACAAGUGCCCAUUCUGGGGAGGGUUCGGAGGACGAUGAGUUUGAUUACAUUGGCUAUGCCCAAGAUAGGGCUUUCUUCUUCUUGGGAGAUUGUGUCCAGAUGGGCAUCGUCGCCCCGGAUGAGCUUCCAGAGAGCGUGAGGCAGAUGCUCAAGAUUGUCGAGUUCUAA